Papaver somniferum (opium poppy) is the source of this 1665-nucleotide messenger RNA. RefSeq lists its product as uncharacterized. Gene Ontology annotation, molecular function: zinc ion binding. The transcript is spliced from 4 exons. NCBI's taxonomy places the organism in Eukaryota, Viridiplantae, Streptophyta, Magnoliopsida, Ranunculales, Papaveraceae. The coding region runs from base 1 to 1665 and encodes 554 amino acids. The record is from RefSeq and is a predicted model, not a curated record.
AUGUUUCUAUCUCACUGGGUUGAUUGUCUGCAUCUCUUUAUCUUCAUUUUAACUUAUCUUUAUUUUGUUGUAGAUGAAGCAUCAAAUGAUAAUAAUUGUGGUGUUACUGAGGUGUAUGAACCUAAAGGAAAAGCACCAAUAAAUAACGUACCAUCUGAUGAUGACAGUGAUGAUACUUCUAGUGGCUCUCAGAGUUUAUCAGUUCAAGUGUUUGCAGAGGAUGAUGGUAAUGAAACAGUAUGGGUCAAUCAGUAUGAGAAAGUUUGGAGGGCACAUGUAGAAGCUACUGAAAGACUAACUGAAUUUGAUGAUGACACUAGUAAUACUAAGCAAUUUGUGGAUGUUGAUACCAUGUUUAUGGGGAUGGAUUUUAUGGAUAGGCAAGACUUUAAGAGGCACUUAAGGGCAUAUGCAGUGAAGGAAAAGUUCCAGUACCGGUUGAAGCCUAAUGAUAAAGAAAGGAUCAAAGUAAAUUGUAGGUAUAACAAGUCUCAGGGUUGUGAGUUUUUUAUAUAUGCAAGUGUUAGAUGUCAUGAACCUACCUUCAUAGUUAGAAAGUUCAACCUGGAGCAUACAUGUGUGAAUGAAGGUGUAACAAGAAAUAGGACAGCAAAUGCAGAAUUUGUAGCUCAGUUUUUGUAUGAUAGGUUGAAGAAUGGAGACCCAAUACCAAAUCCUUUCAGUUUACAAGACCAAUUCCACACAUCUCAUAAUACCAGUGUUCCAUAUCAUGUGGCUUGGAGAGCUAGAACAAAGAUACUAGAAAGAGUAAAUGGCAGUUAUGAAGAGUCUUACAGAUUGGUUCCAGCAUUUUGUGAUAUGGUGGAGAAAACCAACCCUGGGUCUUUGACAAACUAUACAUAUGGAAGUUUUGAUGGCUUCUUUGAGUCUAUGACAAUUUCCUUUGCAGCACUACUGAAAGCAUUUCAUGCUGGUUGUAGAAAUGUGGUUGGGUUUGAUGCUUGUCAUUUGACUGGAAAGCAUGGUGGGUAUCUGAUGGCUGCAACUGCUUUGGAUGCAGAGAAUAGGGUACUGCCAUUGGCUAUAAUGGUUACUAGAAAGGAAGUUGACAUGUAUGCAAAUUUCAAGAAAUACCACAAAGGUAGAAAUCUACAUGAACUAGUAUGCAAUGCUGCACUAUGUUACAAGGAAAGACAUUGGAAAGUAAACAUGGAUGAGCUUGCAAAGUUGUCUACAACAACAACAACAUACAUGAUGAGGGAACUUCCAAAACACUGGUCUAGGGCAUUCUAUGACCAAUCCACAAGCUCUGAGCACACCAACAACAACUUCUGUGAGUCCUUCAACAACAUGGUUGGCCCAAUGAGAGACAAGCCCAUUUGUACUCUUGGAAUGAUGUAUGGUCAACUCAUUAUGGGUAUGUGUUAUAAAAGAAGAGCUGAGGCUGAUAAGUUGGAACUUGGACAGUUGGUGCCAAGUGUUUUGAAGUUGAUCAAGAAGAUGCAGAAAUGCACAGCUCACCUAGGAGUUAAUGAAGCAGUUUAUGGAAGGUUAUAUGAGGUGAAGAGCAUUGAAACCAAUUCUUUGUUUCAAGUUGAUAUUGUUGACAAAACUUGCAGUUGCAUUCAGUGGAAACUUAGAGGAAUUCCUUGCAUACAUGGUGUAUAUGUACUGAUGGAUAUGAGAAUUAAUUGGGCUGAGUGA